Messenger RNA from Phragmites australis (common reed), 1082 nucleotides. RefSeq lists its product as uncharacterized. The record is from RefSeq and is a predicted model, not a curated record. Lineage: Eukaryota; Viridiplantae; Streptophyta; Magnoliopsida; Poales; Poaceae. The transcript is spliced from 3 exons. Bases 1 to 1080 code for a protein of 359 amino acids.
AUGGAGCCCCAGCCCGACUCGCCGUCCUCUCCGGGCACGCCGUCGUCAGAACCAGGUAAGCCAAAGGAGGAGGCCGCCGCCCUUGAGCCCGACAGGCAGUCGUCGUCAUCGUCUUCGUCCUCGUCGUCGGCUGAGAGCCUGUUCCAUAUCGACGUGGUCGAGCUCGGCAGCCCGUUGGUGCCAGCGCCGGGGGAUGAACAAUCCGCUCCAGUAGAGAGCGCGGAGGUCAAACCGGACGAUUGGGCGACGUGGCCGGAGCAGCCGCCUCAGGUCGCGGAUGACCCGUUGUUGUCGGACGGCGCCGCGGUGGUCACGGGGUUGACGCUGGCGCCGGAGGUCCAGACGAUGCCCAAGCUUGAGGACGCCGCCGCCGGGACCGGGGGCAACGGGUUCGACCCGGAGAGGAUCCCGGCGUCCGUCUUCCAGCCCAGGUCGUCGUUAUCGCAGGCCGAGUGGAGCGUCACGUCCAACGAGUCGCUGUUCAGCAUCCAGGGCGCCAGCCAAUCCGCCGACCUCGGCGGGCUCUACGCCGGCAGCAGGUCGCACUUCGACUACUUCUACGACGAGGCCAUGGCGGCGGGCGCGGAGGCAGACUCGAAGCUGCCGACCGUCGCGGAGGGGUCGGAGCCGGGGGACGCGUUCGACGCUAAGGAGUUCACGAUGCCGGGCAGCGGGAGGUCGGAAGCCAGCGGCGGUAGCGCCGGGGCCAAGAAGGCCGCCGUGUUCCGGCGGCACGAGAGCGGCUCCGGAGGCAGCUCGAGCAACUUCUCCUUCGCGUUCCCAAUACUGGCGGAGACGUCGCCGAAGAAGAGGGACUACGUCAGCGCCGCGCCGUACCAGCCCCUACAGAAGGAGUACCAGCAGCCGCCGCUCGCAUCCCCCGUGUCGGCCUUCAUGGAGAUGACCACGGCGGAGGAGCGGCGGAGGGGGACGGGGUGGUGCUGCUGUGGAGAGUGCUGCGGCUGCUGCUGGUUCGCUUGCUCCUGGCGCUCGUGCUGCUGCUGCUGCCGAUGGCAGUGGUGGCGCUGUGGCUGCUCCUGCCCCAGCUUCUGCCGGUGCAGCUGGUGCCUCUACUUCUGAGA